AUAACCAAAUGAUAAGUUUUGUUUCAAGAAACAUAUCGAGUUUGUUAAUUUUUAAAAAAUUUUAAUACUUGAGUGUUUUACCAAAAGAUGCGCGUGUAUAAGAAUUAAAAAAAACAAAACAACAACAACGCAUAUUUGGUACAUAGGAGUAAAGUUAAAAUGGAGGAAGAUGAAGAUAUUCCGAUUGAAUUGACAAUUGAUCAUCAAAUGUUAAUUAAAAUAGAAAUGGAAUUGCAAGACCUUUUAUUUAAGAUUGAAAAUGAAUAUACCACAGUUGAUAGUUUUGAUGAAGCUAUUAACAAAGUACGGCAUAAAAUUGCUGCAUUUAAAGUUGCUUUUGCAAAGUUUGAACAAGCUGCUCUUGAGUUUAAUGAUAUCAUUAACUUUGAAAAAAAAAUUUUACCUAUCGUAAAUGGACACCAGUCAUUUUUAUUAUCACUUCAAAAAUGUUUUCAAAAGUCUUCUAUAAGUGGUCAAAAUCGAAUAAUGAGUAUUACAAAAACAGAGUUGUUAGGGAAUACACAAGAAACUUAUUUAAAGCAAAGGAAGAAAAGCGGAAAAGCAGAAUCUGUAAAGACCUCUACUGAUAUCACUGAAAAUCUUUUGAAUAUAGCACGGAUCAUGGACAGCCAGAUAAAACAAGGAGAAGCAACAAAUGCUGCUCUUAGCAAUUCUUCUACAAUGAUUGUAGAAACACACGAAGAGUUUAAAGGACUUACUGGCAUUGUGAAUAUGUCCCACAAACUUUUAAAUAAGUAUACUCGUCGUGAAAUGACUGAUACAUUAUUGAUAUUUUUUGGUUUAGUAUUAUUUUUUGCAACAGUUUUGUAUGUUAUUUCUAAAAGACUUUGAUA
Molecule: messenger RNA, 854 nt
Organism: Hydra vulgaris (swiftwater hydra)
Lineage: Eukaryota; Metazoa; Cnidaria; Hydrozoa; Anthoathecata; Hydridae
Product: vesicle transport protein SEC20
Biological process (GO): retrograde vesicle-mediated transport, Golgi to endoplasmic reticulum
Cellular component (GO): endoplasmic reticulum; SNARE complex
Molecular function (GO): SNAP receptor activity
Source: RefSeq, a predicted model, not a curated record